AUUCGCUUCGAGUGCAACGCGCGAAGGAUCGACUGCGUCUUGAAAUACUACAUGACAACAUGGAGACAUAGCACCUGGCAAAAUACCACCAUAGCCCUCAACCCCAUCCGCAGCCAUGGACGCGCUCCCACCAUUCACCGCGACAUCCGUACACGAAAUCCCCACCAUUCAUCGCCGAGUCACGACCAACUUCCUCGACCAUACGACGCGCACGAUCGCAUACCGCCAGAAACAGCUGCGCGCGCUAUACUGGGGCCUGAAAGAUGCCGAGCCGGCGCUGCUGGAAGCAUGCAAGCUUGAUCUGGGCAAGAGCGCGUACGAGACGUACAUGACGGAAGUGGGCUGGGUACUGAACGACAUUGUCUUCAUGGACAAGAAUCUCGCGCGCUUCAUGAAGGACGAAAAGGCGGAGGACAUUGACCUGACGAACUCGUUCAUGAAGCCGCAUAUUCGCAAGGAGCCCUUGGGCGCGGUCCUUAUCAUCGGCGCGUACAACUUUCCCAUCCAACUGAGUUUGGGCCCGCUUGUGGGCGCCAUCGCUGCUGGGUGUACUGCUGUGUUGAAACCCAGUGAGAAUGCGCCGAACGCGGCAAGAGCGAUGCAGCAUGUCAUCAGGAAUUGCCUCGACGCCGACUCCUACCAGAUUGUGCAAGGAGCCAUUCCGGAGACGACGGCGUUGCUCGAUUGCAAAUGGGACAAGAUAUUCUACACUGGUAAUGCGAAUGUCGGAACCAUCAUCGCCAAGAAAGCAGCCGAGACGCUCACGCCCAUCACGCUUGAACUCGGCGGCCGCAACCCCGCCAUCAUCAGCAAAAACGCCGAUGCCCGACUCGCGGCCCGGCGACUGCUAUGGGCCAAGUUGAUGAACGCGGGCCAAGUGUGCGUCAGCCAGAACCACAUCCUUGUCGAGAAAGAGAUCCUACCCGCCUUGAUUGAGCAAAUGAAACUUGCCCUGGCCGAGUUCCACCCCAAAGGUGCCGAGAACAAUUCCGACUACGGCCGCAUCGUGAACGAGCGACAAUGGCAGCGCCUCAAAGACAUGCUGGACUCUACCGAGGGGAAGGUGGUAAUCGGCGGCAAGACAGACCGGGCGACCCUCUUCUUCGAACCCACGGUAGUGGAAGUGCAUGAUCCGGGCGAUCCUUUGCUCAAAGACGAGUCUUUCGGCCCUCUAAUCCCCAUCUUGCCCGUCGACAGUCUCAACGAGGCCAUCCGCACCGCCAACUCGCUCCACGCGACGCCUCUUGGUCUCUACGCUUUUGGAUCCAAGGCCGAAACGGAGAAGAUCCUUUCCGAGACUCGAUCCGGGGGCGCAAGCGUCAACGACGGAUUCUACCAUGCUUCUAUCCCUACCCUCGCGUUCGGCGGCGUCGGGGACAGCGGUAGUGGGUCAUAUCGCGGCAAAGCUUCCUUCGACUGCUUCACGCACCGCAGAUCCGUCGUCACGACUCCAUGGUGGAUGGAGAGGCUGCUCGCCAUUCGGUACCCGCCCUACACGGACGCCAAGUUGAAGCAACUGAAGAUGUUGACCGCGGCGAAACCGCAUUUCGGUCGGCAGGGAGGAAGCACGGGCGGGUUGGCGUGGUGGGUGCUUGGGCUCGGUGGGAGCGACAAGACCGGAGCUGCGACUAGAUCUACAUAGAGGGAGAAUAG
Neohortaea acidophila is the source of this 1653-nucleotide messenger RNA. Its product is annotated as Aldehyde/histidinol dehydrogenase. Gene Ontology annotation, cellular component: cytoplasm. Lineage: Eukaryota; Fungi; Ascomycota; Dothideomycetes; Mycosphaerellales; Teratosphaeriaceae. Gene Ontology annotation, biological process: aldehyde metabolic process. The record is from RefSeq and is a predicted model, not a curated record. Gene Ontology annotation, molecular function: aldehyde dehydrogenase (NAD+) activity. The transcript has 4 exons. The coding region runs from base 116 to 1642 and encodes 508 amino acids.